Messenger RNA from Knipowitschia caucasica, 249 nucleotides. The record is from the annotation of a GenBank genome assembly. NCBI's taxonomy places the organism in Eukaryota, Metazoa, Chordata, Actinopteri, Gobiiformes, Gobiidae.
AUGGUGCCUGAGAGCUUUGUUUGUUUUCUACAUCAGCAGAGUUUCCUGGAGGCUCCACAUCCCUCUCAUCACUCACAAUGCAUCCCCUGGGAGCCGGCGGAGCCCAGGCCUGGAGGAUCAGGGCCACAUUCAGUAGACAUGGUGCCUCCGGAGAAGCAGCCAUUUUCCCCAGAAAAUAUGGCUCAUUACCAGCACAGACAAAAUGAAGUGUCCAGUGGCGAGCUAACAGCCAGGAGGCCUGAUGGGUGA